Molecule: messenger RNA, 2154 nt
Organism: Oryza sativa Japonica Group (Japanese rice)
Lineage: Eukaryota; Viridiplantae; Streptophyta; Magnoliopsida; Poales; Poaceae
Product: nuclear transport factor 2
Cellular component (GO): ribonucleoprotein complex; cytosol
Molecular function (GO): mRNA binding
Source: RefSeq, a predicted model, not a curated record
GCCGCGUCGCGCCGCGGCCGCGGGGCUCCAGAUCCGGAGCCGUACGUAUAACCCCCCUCACUCACAACACAACACACCCUCUCCUCUCUACUGUUCCGCCACAAGACCCCAGGGCGCCGCCGCCACCGCCACCAACUCACUGGGUGAGCCGCCGCGGCCCUAAACCCUAGCCCAGCGCGCGCCUCUCCUCCUCCUCCUACUCCCCCCAUGGCCGCGCCGCAGGCUUCCCCGUCGCCCUCCGCGCAAGUGGUGGGCAACGCGUUCGUGCAGCAGUACUACCAGAUCCUGCACCAGUCGCCGGAUCUGGUGUACCGGUUCUACCAGGACGCCAGCCGCCUCGGCCGCCCGCCCGCCGACCGCUACGGCGACAUGGUCUCCGUCACCACCAUGGAGGCGAUCAACGAGAAGAUCAUGGCCAUGGACAUGUCGCGGGCGGAGAUCAAGACGGUGGAUUCGCAGGAGUCGCUCGGCGGCGGCGUCACCGUGCUUGUCACCGGCCACCUCACCGUCCGCGACGGCGUGUGCCGUGAAUUCUCCCAGUCCUUCUUCCUGGCGCCGCAGGAGAAGGGCUACUUUGUGCUCAACGACAUGUUCCGCUACGUCGGGGACGGCCCUACCCCUGCUGCUGCUGCUGCUGCGGAGGUGCAGCCCGAGGCAGAUGCCGUGGCUCCACCCCUGGCUAAUGGUACAGCUACUGCUCCUCUGCAGCCUGCUGCUCCUGACUAUGAUGCUAUGCCGCACGAGGAGCCGGAUGUUGUGGAGAAUGUGGCGGUGCCUCCUGAGGAGGAGGAGGAGGUUUAUAAUCCGCCUCUGGAGGAGGUGGAGGGUGGGGCUGUGGAAGAGGAACAAUCAGUUCCUGAGGUGAUUAAUGAAGUCCCAAAUAAUGUGGUGCCCGUUGUAGCUCCUGCAGAUGCUCCGGUGUCACACGAGGAGGCGCCAAAGAAGUCAUAUGCCUCAAUUGUCAAAGUCAUGAAAGAAGCUCCAGUGCCAGCCCCUAUUCCUGCUACUAGGCCUGCACCUGCUGCUAGACCUGCACCUCCCAAACCCGAGAAGCAAUCUCCUGCCCCUCCGGCUCCUGCUCCAGUUGCAGAUGCUACUCCUUUUAGUUCUAAUGCUGAGAGCAGCAAUACGCAUGAGCCAGAAGUUGAUGCACAUGCGAUAUACGUGAGGAGUCUACCAUUAAAUGCCACUACGACACAACUGGAGGAUGAGUUCAAGAAGUUUGGCACCAUAAAACCUGAUGGGAUUCAAGUCAGAAGCCAUAAGAUUCAAGGGUUCUGUUAUGGCUUUGUUGAAUUCGAGGAAGCUACUGCAGUCCAAAGUGCUAUAGAGGCUUCUCCUGUAAUGAUUGGUGGACGCCAAUGUUUUGUCGAGGAGAAGAGAACACCUGGUUCACGAGGAUCCAGCAGAGGAGGAAGGUUUGCACCAGGAAGAGGUAAUAACAACUUCAGAGCUGACGGGAUGAGAGGCCGUGGCAAUUAUAGUGGAGGAAGGAGCUACGGAAGGGGUGAUUUCAGUUACAGAUCUGAUUAUGGUGGCAGAGGUGGUGGCAGAGGUGGCUCUGCGCGUGGACCUGAUGUUGGCUACCAGAGGGUUGACGGUGGUCGUGGUGGCCGUACAUCAGCAGGCCCUGGUGCCCCUGCAAAAUGAGGGGCGAAGUAGCUUGUGUCUCUAGUAUUAUCAUUCCAUGGUCCUUGGAAUGUCCAGAUUCAACAUAGGCUUCAUCAAUUGAUUGCAUGCUGGAAUUGUCAAGCCCAAUUUACAAAUUAUGAGGUUCUAUUUUUGAAGGCGGCAAAAGGGGUUAAAUUGGUUGCUAAUUGUAGAAUAUACACCUAUUCACAUGUAGUCUUAGCUUGGUCUUUGAUGAUCAGCUGAUGUGUUAUUUUUUUUCUUUUUGUGUUAAUUUUGUCCCGUUUAAGUUUGGAGCAUUCAUUUGUUGUGUCCAUUUGAUUUUAUAGUUACUACGAACUGCUGAAAAUUUGAUUUUAUAGUUACUACGAACUGCUGAAAUAAUUGAUAGUUUAGACUCUAGAGUAGCUGGUAAAGUAGUAAUUAGGAGAGAUUUUGUCUUGUUCUUGUGAUGUCUUGAGGCGAAGGACACUCUUAUUGAUACUAGUUUGAUACUGGUUUAUUUAAUUUUCGAGGAAUUUACCC